Molecule: messenger RNA, 1389 nt
Organism: Sporisorium graminicola
Lineage: Eukaryota; Fungi; Basidiomycota; Ustilaginomycetes; Ustilaginales; Ustilaginaceae
Exons: 1
Coding region: 1-1389 (462 amino acids)
Cellular component (GO): U2 snRNP; U2-type spliceosomal complex
Molecular function (GO): RNA binding
Source: RefSeq, a predicted model, not a curated record
AUGCACCCUGCACCUCCCACAGCAUCUGGCUCCGACGAUCCACGCGUAUACCUAGACCGCCUUUCGGGUAACUGGCGCUACGAGGAUGACGAUGGCGACGAGUGGGAAUGGCAGACGUUCGUGAAGCAUUCUCGACCCGCCGUCGAUUUGGGCGAGACCGAAGAAGAUGCGCCAACUGCAAGCACCUCCUCGACCGAAACAAAUCCGCUACCAGCCGGUCACUGGGUCAAAGUCUUGGACGAUGACAUGAUUCGCGCACAGCAAGCGGCCUACUCGAUCGAGGGUGUCGACGAAUCACAACCCGCACAAGCCGUUCUCCGCCGCGGCAAGAAACGCCCCGCAUCGCCGCCCACCGCCACCUCCGCCGGCCCUGCAUCAUCUUCAGAAUCAACAUCAAAAGACAAGCUACCACCGUCCAAAAAACCCAAGCCAAUCACAUCGCUCUAUGUCACCGGUCUUCCGCUCGAUGCUACCGCCGAAGAGAUCGCUCGCGUCUUCUCGCGCUACGGCGUACUGCUCGAAGACGACCAAGGCCAACCGAGGAUCAAGAUGUACCACGACGACAGGACGAGCAUGUUCAGAGGUGAGGCCCUGGUGGUGUACUUCAAGCCGGAAAGCGUCGACUUGGCGAUUAGUAUGUUGGACGAGACGAGCAUGCGUGCUGCCAUCGGUCAGUCGGCUUCUGGCGGCGCGCCUGUAAUGAGGGUUCAACGUGCGUCGUUCCCUACACCCAGCAACGAUGCAUCUGGAAGCAAAGCAGGAGGGGCCGCGUCAGGGGACAAAGCCAACGGAACGACGCAAGCAAGCGAUUCCAAAGACGCCCCUUCAUCAAGUCGACGCAACCUGACGGAUCAAGACAGCAAGAAGAUCGCCAAGCGAGUCGCACGUCUCGAGACAAAGCUCUCCGAUUGGCGUGACGACUCCCCCUCUCCUCCGGCCUCGGAUACCGAGCCCGCCUUGCUCCCCGCCAGCACCAGCCACAGCGCCAGCACUGCCGCGGGAGGUCGCACAGUCGUCCUCACCAAGAUGUUCACCCUGCACGAGCUCGACUCGGACCCCACGCUGCUGCUCGACCUCAAACAAGACGUGCGCGAAGAAUGCACCGACACGGUCGGCGGCGUCACCAACGUCGUGCUGUGGGACAAGGAGCCCGAAGGCAUCAUGACGGUCAAGUUCCAGACGCACGAACAGGCCGCCGCCUGUGUGCGCAUGAUGAAGGGCCGCUUCUUCGCCCAGCGCCGCAUCGACGCUUGGAUCCUCCCCGGCAAACCGCGCUUCCGCAAGAGCGCCAACGUCGACAGCGACGACGAAGACGCCCCACCCGAUAAUGGCCUCGACGAUAAGCGCAGGAAGGACGCCUUCGGAAGCUGGCUCGAGCGCUCUGCUUGA